UCACCGACGAGCCUGGAGAGACAUUAGAGCUGCAGCAGAAAAAAAAAAAAAAAAAAAUCACUAAAGAGCAGAUAAGCGCGGUAGGAAGUAGAGGGAGAAAAAGCAGAAGCGUCGAGAGCGCGGAUGUGCGCACCACCUGCACCGCGCCGCGCGCCUCCACGCAGCACGGGUACGGACGGAACGCGCGCUUGCGAUGAGCAGCGAUGAACGCCGAGGAGCAGACCGUAACGUGGCUCAUCUCCCUGGGGGUGCUCAGCUCGCCCAAAAAGACGGUGGCGGACGCCGAGGGGUUCCUGAAGGCGGCGCUCAGGGAUGGAGUGGUCCUGUGUCGCCUGAUGGAGCGGCUGCAGCCGGGCUGCGUGCAUAAGUACUGUGCGGAGCCGAGGAGCGAAGCGGAGUGUCUCUCCAACAUCAGGGAGUUUCUGAAGGGAUGCGCGGCGCUCAAGGUGGAGGGCUUUGAUCCUGAGAGCGUGUACACCGGGGAGAACUUCGGGAAGGUCGUGUCCACCCUGCUGGCGAUAAACUUCGCUACUCAAGACAGAAUCAUAGACAGGACAUGCAUUCCAUCCGGAGGACCCUCGACUAGCCAGUCUUCGCAGGCGCUGUCUUCCUCUACAUCCAGCAAGUGCCUGCGCAGACUGUCCAAAACCGCGGAGAUGUCGGAGAACGGCAGCGGGCAGCUGCUGGUCAAGGCCCGUUUCAACUUCAAGCAGAACAACGAGGACGAGCUGUCGUUCACCAAGGGCGAGCUGAUCAGCGUCACGCGCCAGGAGGAGGGCGGUUGGUGGGAGGGCACGCUCAACGGCAAAACCGGCUGGUUUCCUAGCAACUACGUCCGGGAGGUCAAGCCCUCAGAAAAGCCGCUGUCCCCCAAGGGCGUGAAGGGCUUUGAAGUGCCCCAGCUCACCAAGAGCUACUACAGUGUGGUGGUGCAGGACAUCCUGGAUCACGAACGCGACUUCGUCAAGGAGCUGCAGACGCUGCUGAGCUGCUACCUGCGCCCCCUGCUGGCCAGCGACAGGUUGUCCAGCACAGACGGUGGUCACCUGGUGGGGAACCUUGAGGACAUCCUCACCUUCCAGCAGGGUCUUUGUGUGGCGCUAGAGGAGUGUGCCAAGAUGCCGGAGGGUCAGCAGCGCCUUGGAGGGUGUUACCUCAACCUGCUCUGCCAGAUUCGGAUGCUCUACCUGUCCUACUGUUCCACCCACCCAUCUGCGGUCUGCGUGCUCACCGAACACGGCGAGGGGCUGGAGGCCUUCAUGGAGAGCCAGGGAGCCAGUGGACACGGGGUCUUAUCGCUGACCACCGGCCUGAGCAAGCCCUUCCUUCGGCUGGAGAAAUACCCCACGCUACUGCAGGAGCUGGAACGACACGUCGAGGAAGCCCACCCGGACUACAGCGACAUAGCGAAAGCGACGGCAGCCUUCAAGAACCUGGUGACGCAGUGCAACGAGGUGCGGAAGCGCAAGGCCCUGGAGCUGCAGAUCCUGUCGGAGCCGCUGCGUGGCUGGGAAGGCGAGAGCGUGCGUUCCCUAGGUCACGUGAUCCACACGUCCCACGUGCACCUGCAGAUGGGUGCGGGCCAGGACAAAGAGGAGCGCUACCUCAUGCUUUUCCCCAACGUCCUCCUCAUGCUUUCCGCUAGUCCACGUAUGAGUGGCUUCAUCUACCAGGGCCGCUUGCCGCUGUCAGGGGCCACCGUGGCCAAGCAGGUGGAGGACGCGGACGGCGGGCAGUUCGCCUUCGAGAUCACAGGGGGAGCAUUCGAGCGCCUCACGGUGUUCUGCUCCAGCCAGCAGGACCUCCAGGAGUGGCUGGACCAUCUGCAUGCGCUGACCAAGGGGGGGAGCCCCGUGGGUACCGUCGGCAAGGGUGCGGACGGAAAGCCAGGGGGCGCCGCGGGACCCCCGGGCCACCAGGGCUACGGCGCACCCAUGGGCAACCGCGGGCCCCUGGAACCCCCCAAGAUCAACAAGCCGUGGUCCCUGAGCUGCCUGCGGCCCGCCCCCCCACUCAAGCCCUCCGCUGCACUGGGCUACAAGGAGAGGAUAUCUUAUAUUCUGAAGGACACCAGCAAGAGUCCUCGGCCCAUUAAGAAGUUCCUGCCCAAGCGGAAGACGGAGCGAAAGCACUCGGACGAUGAGGUCCUGCUGAGGAAGAGCACUGCAGCCCUAGAAGAAGAUGCCCAGAUACUGAAAGUCAUUGAGGCCUAUUGCACAGGAGCCAGCAUGCACCAGGCCACCACUGCGGCCAGGAAGGAGUCUGUUCCCCAAGUACUGCUUCCCGAGGAGGAGAAGAUCAUCGUGGAGGAGGUGAAGAGUAACGGUCAGACGGUCAUUGAGGAGAAGAGCCUCGUUGACGCCGUCUACGCUUUGAAGGAUGAGGUGCUUGAAUUAAAAAAGGAGAGCAAGCGGAUGAAGCAGUGUCUGGAGGAGGAGCAGCGGUCUCGCAAGGAACUGGAGCGCAUUGUCCGCAGACUGGCCAAGCAGAAGAACGACUGUGUCUGGGAUGACAGUGGCCACUAGGCCCCCCUAUACAUGCCCCCCCCACCCUUCAGCCCUUUCCCCAGUUCCCUGUGCGUGCGUGCGUGCGUGCGUGUGUUGGCAUCGUGCCGGAAAGCUGCCGGCGGUUUCUUCAGAGUAAUAAGAGAUCCCUCCCCAGAAGGGCAGUGUGUGGGGAGCAGCGUUUUACCAAAGGACAAAUUUUGUUUCAAUGCGUUUCGUCUUUUAAGAACGUGCUGAAAACGAGGUGAGGCUUACCUUCCUGGCAGAGAGGCGCAGGCGCUCCGUGUGGUCCUCAUCCAUGGACGUCGCGCACAACCCCCGAGAGAAUGCCAGGCGUCUGCGCCUCGGUGAGCCGCCGUUUCCGUCCCCGGAUUCAGGCUGCCGGAAAUCCCAGAAUCGGUCCGUUUGACAAAUCUGAACAAAUGCUGUCCCUCGGGAGCAAAACGAGACCAGAGGACAUGUGGGCGCUGGUCCGGAAACUGAGCAUCGCUCGCUGUGGACUUCCUCUCCGGUUUUGACGACGACGAUGAGGACGACGAAGAAAACUUGUCCAAACAGGGAUCAAUGCGGAAGCUGAGAGGACUCCUUAUACUGUGUUUUGUACUCAAGCGGAACGCGGAAGGCGUCUUGAAAAGCUGGACCCAUCUUCUUCUGCAUGCAACUCCCUAGUCUGGAGGCAAUGCAAUGUGUCUUGGGUGUGUGGUCCAACCCACCUGUACCCUCCCCAGGUGGCGUUCGUGUGCCAGUGGACCACGAACUUAGAGACAGAGAAAGAGUCCUUAGGAUCACCUGAUUUACUACGGUUGAUUGGUCUCAACCUGAAGGACGACCCUAAAGAGACCGAGGUUCUUUUCUUUGCCGUGGUCUUCGCAGAUGUUGCAGGUAGAUGAAAACGGCGCCGUUCAUCAUCUCCUACAAACCCUGCAGCUCUGCGACGUGAAUUUCGAGCAAUAUUAACCCCUGCAGUCCACCUGCAGCAUCCGCAUCUCCGGUCUGCAUGUAUGUGUACACGUACCGUAUCGCAGUAGUACGCAUUAGGUAAUUCAUGAACGGGAAAUAUUUUAAAAUAUUUAUCUGCAAUCCAAAGUGAUCAGGGAUGUUUCCUUAGAGUUAUUUUGUCGUGCCUGUACAUAUGUGACAGACACACAUACGUCUGUAUACGCACAGAGGUGAAAAAGUAAUAUAUGCUGUGCUUUCUUACUCGAGAGCUUUUGUAGCUCGGUCCUUCUGGGUUGAAAGUGGAUAGUGGAAUUUUUUUAAAUUUUAUUUUAUCUUAUUUUCGUCAAAGGCGUGUUGUCUGAUACUGUUUGGUACACAAGAGCACGGGUUUGGGAUGAGUUUGUUUAUGCCUUAAGCUUCUUGGUUUUGGUUUGGAUGUUGCCCUGGCAGCUGUGCACCCCCCACCCUCGCAGACCUCGCUGGCAUGUAGACCCCUCUUCUACAGCGAUCCUGCGGCGCUAGACUGCGACGAGUAACUGGGGUUUGAACGACGGCUUUGAGUCCUUGUGCAUGAAGAAGUGCCCGGCACCAUCGAUCGAAGGACGACGCGGCAUUUUACACGUGCACAACCAUGGCAUCGCGUCCCCUCCCGCGCUUUGUGCAUGAAAGAAAAGUCUUCCACGAGGCCGUACCGUCCACGAACUUCACGGACAGCCGCUUUCUGUCCAGGGCCGGGCAGUUUGACGACACGCUGGAAAGGUCAGGACCCUCCGUAGCCACCGCCUCUGCCCUCUGCUUUGGCGUUUCCGUGGCAACUGUUCUUAUAGGACUGCUUUUUCCAGUAGAAACCCAGAACUGACUGUGACACCCCCCCGGUGUUGUUUGGGUUGUCCCUGCUGCACUGUGAGGCUCUUCCUCCCCUCUCCCAAACGUCAACUGUGGUUUAGAUGUUACCUGCUGUAGCUGUAGAGAAACGUUGGCUGCAGUUGUUUUGUUUACAUCAAUGGGCCUCAGUUCCCCAGCUGUCCAAACUUGCGUUUCGCUCCGCGGCACCCUUCGGCGCAGCUCCGCACAUCUUCUCUCACUUGUGCAGAAACCAAAAACCUGGGAAUCACUGUCUCUACGAGGUCUUGCGCUCUGAACAUGUAGCCAUAGAAGAUCCAGAAGAUGGAUCGCUAGGUGGACAGUACUUCGUAUUUAUUUCCAGUUGUCUUGGUGUCCCGGCAGCCGUUGUUAUUCACGUUGCGAUAGAGGUCCUUUUCAUUGACGCCCCUCAGCGUUCAGCCUCCGCCCUCGACCGCAGUGGUCUCCCAAGAAGUCUCUUCCUGUCCAGUUGUCAUUUGAAAAUGUAUUCUAUGCAAUUAGUUAUUAAAUAUUGAGUUUUUUUUCUAGGCCCUGCAUACUAUGUAUUUACUGUUAAGAUGUAUCUUUUAAUAAAAAAAAAAAAAAAAGU
This is a messenger RNA of Scleropages formosus (Asian bonytongue), 4896 nucleotides long. Its product is annotated as rho guanine nucleotide exchange factor 6-like. Gene Ontology annotation, cellular component: cytoplasm; lamellipodium. The transcript has 22 exons. NCBI's taxonomy places the organism in Eukaryota, Metazoa, Chordata, Actinopteri, Osteoglossiformes, Osteoglossidae. Gene Ontology annotation, biological process: lamellipodium assembly. The coding region runs from base 204 to 2525 and encodes 773 amino acids. The record is from RefSeq and is a predicted model, not a curated record. Gene Ontology annotation, molecular function: guanyl-nucleotide exchange factor activity; protein binding.